Molecule: messenger RNA, 1857 nt
Organism: Rhododendron vialii
Lineage: Eukaryota; Viridiplantae; Streptophyta; Magnoliopsida; Ericales; Ericaceae
Product: magnesium transporter MRS2-4-like
Exons: 4
Coding region: 229-1560 (443 amino acids)
Biological process (GO): magnesium ion transport
Molecular function (GO): magnesium ion transmembrane transporter activity
Source: RefSeq, a predicted model, not a curated record
CUGGCCAGUAUACUUCCGUUUGGAACUUGAAAAAGAAAAGGAAAUAAUUUCUCAAGAAACCACUCCUACUCACUCCCUCACCAGGUUACAACCAGAGAAGGCGUUAAUGGCAGAAGUUGAAGACGACCACAAAAUUCACAAAUCCAACUGCUAUCUUUUUGAUCCUCCAAUAGUUUCCUAUGGCCUAGAGAGAGAGAGAGUCAACACCCCUAACGGAGUGGGAGAGACAUGGGGAAAAAGGGAUGUCGGAUGGGAAUCCUUCGCCGGAUGAAGAAACUACCGUUGGCCGCGCAGGCGGAGGCGUCGUCGCCGAAUAACGGUGGCGUGGCGGCGGCCGUGGAGAACAAUUCGAUCUCGGCAAUGGUGGCGACGAGCAAGGCGGCGAAGAAGAAGGGCGGAGGAGGGGCGAGGCUGUGGAUGAGGUUGGACAGGUUCGGGCAGUCGGAGCUGAUCGAGUGUGAGAAGAGCGUCAUCAUCAAACGGGCUUCGAUUCCGGCCAGGGAUUUGAGGAUCCUUGGUCCCGUCUUCUCUCACUCCUCCAAUAUCCUUGCCAGGGAGAAAGCCAUGGUUGUCAACUUAGAGUUCAUAAAGGCUAUAGUUACAGCUGAAGAAGUGUUGUUGCUUGAUCCUCUUCGGCAGGAGGUUCUUCCAUUUGUGGAUCAGCUGCGGCAGCAGCUUCCUGACAAAAGCCGGGUCAAAUGUCAAGGAGGGGCCCAAACGGCUUUACAAGAUGAUGAACCUCAUUUGGCCACUGGGGGAAAAUGGUUACCUGUUCCUGAAGCUGUUAAAGCUUUGCACACUGAAUUACCCUUUGAGUUUCAAGUUCUCGAGAUUGCAUUGGAGGUUGUCUGUACGUACUUGGACUCCAAUGUGGCAGACCUUGAGAGAGAUGCUUAUCCUGUGUUGGAUGAACUAGCGAGGAAUGUCAGCACGAAGAAUCUUGAGCGUGUACGGAGUUUGAAAAGCAAUCUGACCCAUUUACUUGCACGGGUACAAAAGGUGCGUGAUGAAAUUGAACAUCUUUUAGAUGACAAUGAAGAUAUGGCACAGUUAUACCUGACUAGGAAAUGGAUUCAAAGUCAGCAUUCUGAGGUUUUGUUAGCAGCUACAACUUCAAGUAGCAUCAUGAGUGCUGGGCCUCAACCUCGCCAUGUGGGUUCUAACAGGAGUGCAAGUUUAGUGUCAAGCAGCCAUAGGAAUGAACAGGACGUGGAAGAUCUGGAGAUGUUACUUGAGGCUUAUUUCAUGCAGCUGGAUGGGACUCGUAACAAGAUACUGUCUGUUCGUGAGUAUAUUGAUGACACGGAGGAUUAUGUGAACAUCCAACUUGAUAACCUGCGAAACGAACUUAUUCAAUUCCACUUGACAUUGACCAUCGCAUCGUUUGCCAUCAGUAUUUGGACUCUGGCAGCUGCGGCGUUUGGUAUGAACAUAAGUUGUCCAUUGUACAAUAUCAAUGGCAUAUUCGGCCUCUUUUGUUGGGUUAAUAGUGCCAUCUGUAUAUCAGUCUUUCUGCUUGUUAUGGGAUAUGCGAGGUGGAAGAAGCUUCUCGGAUCAUGAGAACUCUCAUAACUGCUUUAUGAAUGAACUCUACAUAAGAAUUGAGAAGUUUCGGGGGAUUAAUUAUGCCUUUCUUCCUUGGAAAGUUUGUAAUUUACAAACUGCAGUUUCAGGCCAGCGUCAAAGUGCCUUUUGUCUUGUAUAAGUAAAUUAAAAAUCAUAACGCUACACGGGGAUGUAGCAAAAUCUGCUUGUAUCAUUUGUCCCGUCUUAAUCUCUGCCAUAGAGUUAUAAAUUUCAUGUGCUUGUCAUCGUUUCCGCCUUCAUAAAUCCAUUUGAUACUGUAGUUUCAAGUCA